Messenger RNA from Phytophthora infestans T30-4, 2133 nucleotides. RefSeq lists its product as uncharacterized. The record is from RefSeq and is a predicted model, not a curated record. The transcript is spliced from 2 exons. Bases 1 to 2133 code for a protein of 710 amino acids. Gene Ontology annotation, molecular function: protein binding. Lineage: Eukaryota; Oomycota; Peronosporomycetes; Peronosporales; Peronosporaceae.
AUGACAGCGUCGGGUGACGUCUCCGGAUCGACGCCUAGUGAAGUUCAUAGCAGCUCGGACAAGGCUGAACCAGCUACGGACGACGAGGUAGGAGACGAUGGAGACGCGCAAGAGAAGGUCGUCAUCCGACCUGAGCCUUUAACGCAGCAACUUGCGAGUCCUCAGGACGUUGACGCUGGCUUGCAACUCAUCGAACUUUGCCGUGAAGGCGACUUGAGUGCAGUCACGCAGCGCGUCUGUGCUGGUGCUCCGGCUGGGUUUAUCACAAAAAGUGGAUGGACCCCGGUGGCUGCUGCAGCUUACAGCGGCGCCAAUGACGUGCUCCUGUACCUGCUGGACAUUGGUGCUGAUGGUAUGUACGAGACCUCAGCACCAAGUCGAAAGUACCAAUUGUCAAAUGGCUACACUAGCUCUAUGAAGGAGACAAACUGCAACACCCCGUUGCAUUGGGCCUGCUACAAGGGCCACGCAGACACAGUGGCAAUUCUACUGGCUGCAGACUAUAACCCUGAAGCUGCAGACACAACUGGCAAUCGAUGUCUCCACUUGGCCUGCUCUGGAGGUCAUCGAGAAGUGGUAGAGCAGCUACUUGCCCAAUCUGCUGCUGUGGAGACAUGCAACAAGUACGGGAAUCGUCCACUGGACUUGGCUACAGAGCCCGGAUGUCGUCGCCUGCUGACUAGAUUCCAGUCGCAAACUGUCUGCGAAUGGUGCAAGGAAACCUUCAGCCGUCUCCGUCGUCCCAGUCUGUGUCAGCAUUGCCACAACGUCUUCUGUGACACAAAACCGUGCUCAUCAACCACCUCCACUCCAACGCAGCCUCCUUCAACACUUGACGUGAAUGGGAGUACUACAGAGGCUGGUGUCUCGCCAACGAGGCUCGUUCAAGCACGUAGUCUGCGUUGUUGCCAGGAAUGUGCCACGGAAAUGGGGAAAGCUGAACAGGAUCUACGCAAUGUGCUGGAUAACAAACUCGAACUCAUACGUCGCACUCUCGCUGUACUGGAUCCGAGUAUUGCUAGUCGUCCGACAACUUCGAUGAGUGUGAUAAACGGAGAAGCUGAAGGUAUCAACGGCGGUGCAGAAAGCAUCGAAGGAGACCAAAAUCCGAGUGUAGGUGACGCUGUAGCAACAGAUAUUGUCGAGCUGGGAACUUCAUCGUCCGGGUUGCAACUAAACGGUGAAAGCUCAGCUCUUACUACCUUGGAAAGCGGCUUUGAGCUGCCAUCCAGAGAACUGAGCGCGGGCUUUGAAGUUGAGCAGAGUGCAAGGACAGCGACGACGAAGCGAUUAUUGCCAAGUACGGAGAUCAUCCAGAGUGCACUGACUCUGACUCAAACGGAUGCUGAAGCGCUUUACACUGCGCUAGAAGCUGCGCAGCUCAAGGCUGCGGAUGGCGAACUGGUGCGUGUUUCGAGACAAACCUAUCGACAGCUCGUCGCUCACGUCGCGCUGCAAGAAGAAGUGAAAGCUCUGCUUGCUGAACGCCCGAUCGGGAUCCGGUCGCUUCUGGAGCCGCUGAAACGAGCCUUGCAGCACGCCACUCGAGAACAAGUUCACCCGCUUAUGCUGUCGGUGGCGCUGCAAAUUAUCCAGAGCGCUGAAGCAGAGUGCACACUCUUCGGAUGUCACGCCAUGUGUGAGAAAAUCGAGCGAGGGUCACGUCGCUAUCGCAAGAGUAUCGCUCGUCUAGAAGCUAGUCUUGAUGAAGCGCAGAGACGUGGAGUCAGCGAUAAACUACUGACUGCUGCCGGUGCACUACGCGACCGUUUGAACGCUGAAGUGCGACUGGAAGCGUGUCUACAGCCCUUUAAGGGUCCACCGGCCCCUCCUAAUGGAACUCUGCCAACUCAGCCAGCACCUGGCAGCGGGGGGUAUGUCUUUAAUGAUAAUACUACACUGGAUACGUUGCUACAAGCUCUGGAAUACCGCACUCAGCUCGUCUCUAGUGCUGUGGACACUGGCAACGCAGUGGAAGGAGUGUCCUCUGCUCUGCUGGAAGAAGCUGCAACCCUGCUCAAGCAACUUAAGAAGGAAGUCCGCGACGAAACCAAAGCGCAAGAGGAACGUCGGAAAGCUGAAGAAGAAGCGGCACUUAAAGCUGCCAAGAAGAGCAAAAAGAAAAAGAAAUAG